GUUACACAGUUGGCCUGUCAGGGAUUGUCUGGAGAGCAGCUGGCGUGCAGGCUGACCUGACAGGAGCGCUGGCCUCUGGGAGCCCCGGGGUCAGCCGUGUUUCUGAAGCCAGAGCCAUGACCUGAAGCCCUGAUGACCACUGUCAGGGUCUCUGGGCGGCUGGCCAGUGCACCAUGGAACUUAAGGUAUGGGUGGACGGAGUCCAGAGGAUCGUCUGCGGCGUCACCGAAGUCACGACUUGCCAGGAGGUUGUAAUAGCCUUAGCCCAAGCUAUAGGUCGGACCGGAAGGUACACCCUGAUAGAGAAGUGGCGCGACACCGAGAGGCACUUGGCGCCACACGAAAACCCCAUCAUCUCCUUGAACAAGUGGGGCCAGUAUGCCAGCGACGUGCAGCUCAUCUUGCGUCGGACUGGGCCGUCCCUCAGUGAGAGGCCCACCUCGGACAGUGUGGCCCGGAUCCCCGAGAGAACGCUGUACCGGCAAAGCCUGCCUCCCUUAGCCAAGCUGAGGCCCCAGGUGGACAAGUCCAUCAAGAGGAGGGAGCCGAAGAGGAAGUCCCUCACCUUCACGGGCGGCGCCAAGGGGCUGAUGGACAUCUUUGGGAAAGGGAAAGAGGCGGAGUUUAGGCAGAAGGUGCUGAGUAGCUGCAGGACAAGCUCGGAGGAGCUGAGGCGGCUGAUUCGGCUGCAGACGGGGAAGCUGCAGGCCAUUGAGAAGCAGCUGGAGUCCAGCGAGGCGGAAAUCCGAUUCUGGGAGCACAAGUUCAGUUCCAGCCUGGAGGAGGAGAUCAUGCGCCUAGAGCAAAGGAUCAAAAGAAACGACGUGGAGAUCGAGGAGGAGGAGUUCUGGGAAAACGAGCUGCAGAUCGAGCAGGAGAACGAGAAACAGCUGCAGGACCAGCUGGAGGAGAUCCGACAGAAGGUCACGGACUGUGAGCGCAAGCUGAGGGACUACCUGGCGCAGAUCCACGCCAUGGAAAGCGGUCUUGAGGCGGAGAAACUGCAGCGCGAAGUUCAGGAGGCCCAAGUCAACGAGGAGGAGGUGAAAGGCAAGAUUGAAAAGGUCAAGGGGGAAGUGGACCUCCAAGGGCAGCAGAGCCUGCGGCUGGAGAACGGCAUCAGAGCCGUAGAGCGCUCUCUGGGGCAGGCUGCCAAGCGGCUGCAGGACAAGGAACAGGAGUUGGAGCAGCUGACCAAAGAGCUGCGGCAAGUCAACCUCCAGCAGUUCAUCCAACAGACAGGGACAAAGGUCACGGUGCUGCCGGCCGAGCCCACGGAGAUCGAGGCCUCACAGGCAGACAUCGAGACAGAGGCGCCGUUUCAGUCUGGGUCCCUGAAGCGGCCUGGCUCCUCCCGGCAGCUGCCCAGCAACCUCCGAAUUCUGCAGAGCCCCGUGGCCUCCGGCUUCAACCCUGAGGGCAUCUACGUUUAACUAACGCUGUCUUGGGGCAGGACCAGCAAGGUACCACGGACAGUGAACUCCUUGAGUUUGUGCCAAUCCAACAGCGUGUCUGUUCAAAGCCGCAUCCUCCCUGCCAGUCACAAGCCACUCGGAGCCACGCCCUGUGCACUGAUGCCGACACAGAGCCUCUUCACACUCGCAAUAUUGCAGUACUGACACGCGUCCAGCAGCUGGAAUGCAAAGCCUUUGUUUUUAUCUGUAGCAUUUGAGAGCGUUAAAGUGUUAAUCUCUGUUUGUACACGAAUAAACCCUGAGUUAAGAGUGAA
This is a messenger RNA of Psammomys obesus (fat sand rat), 1729 nucleotides long. RefSeq names its product Ras association domain family member 8 (gene Rassf8). The record is from RefSeq and is a predicted model, not a curated record. NCBI's taxonomy places the organism in Eukaryota, Metazoa, Chordata, Mammalia, Rodentia, Muridae. The transcript has 5 exons. Gene Ontology annotation, biological process: signal transduction. Bases 174 to 1433 code for a protein of 419 amino acids.